This is a messenger RNA of Corylus avellana, 641 nucleotides long. RefSeq names its product cytochrome c oxidase-like protein. Gene Ontology annotation, biological process: mitochondrial electron transport, cytochrome c to oxygen. Lineage: Eukaryota; Viridiplantae; Streptophyta; Magnoliopsida; Fagales; Betulaceae. The record is from RefSeq and is a predicted model, not a curated record. Gene Ontology annotation, cellular component: mitochondrial inner membrane. Gene Ontology annotation, molecular function: enzyme regulator activity.
CUUGUACACUCUUCGGCAUCUCGGCUUUGUUAACAAAAGGGUUUCCAAUUCCAAAACCAAAGCGCAGGAAACAGUGAGAUUAGCGAAGAAAUGGCGAUGGCGAUGGUCCGAUCUGGUGCUCUUCGCACCGCUUUGCGUGGUGGCUCUCGUGCCUCUGCUCCUCCCAAGCGUUCCUUCUCCUCCUCUGCUCACCACGACGACGCUUAUGAGACGGCAAAAUGGGAAAAGAUAACAUAUUUAGGCAUUGCCACAUGCACGAUUUUAGCGAUUUAUAACCUAUCAAAGGGCCAUCCCCACUAUGAACAGCCUCCUCCGUACCCGUAUUUGCACAUUCGCAACAAAGAGUUUCCAUGGGGUCCAGAUGGGCUUUUUGAGGCGAAGCCCCACCACCACUAAGACAUUGAUGGCGCAUUUGAAGGAGAUAUCUUCCAGAAUAACUCAUGUUUAUCACAUUCCUCUCCUUCUGUCAGAUUCGAUUGGACUACCUCUGCAUGUUGAUGACAGCUCUCUUUCUUUUUGCAUUAUGAAUUGUGGUUUAAAACUUGCAAGUGGCAAAUUGUUUAGUACUUGUUUUAGAUUGUUUGUUUUCUACACCCAACUCAGCAGCUAAAUAAAAAUUCGAUGAUAGUUUGGAUGGUUCA